Molecule: messenger RNA, 1813 nt
Organism: Atta colombica
Lineage: Eukaryota; Metazoa; Arthropoda; Insecta; Hymenoptera; Formicidae
Product: carbohydrate sulfotransferase 5-like
Exons: 8
Coding region: 155-1402 (415 amino acids)
Biological process (GO): N-acetylglucosamine metabolic process; sulfur compound metabolic process
Molecular function (GO): N-acetylglucosamine 6-O-sulfotransferase activity
Source: RefSeq, a predicted model, not a curated record
UUACUCUCUACCGGCAGCGUCCUCGAGGCGGCCCGCGGCUCGUCACUGCAACUCCCAUUGUCACUCCAACAUCGUGAUUGAAUUUAGCUGGCCGAAUGUACGGCAGCGAGUGCACGAGCACGAUUCCGAGUUCCUGCGCUUUCUAGGAUUAAGGAUGUCGAAGCGGCUGAGUUUCUACUGUCUGAUAGCUCUGGCGUCUGUCUGCAUCUUCUUCCUAGCGUUUAACCAGCGCUACAGCAGCUACCUUGAGCAUCGACUGCAGCCGAUGAUAUCGGAUGUUGAGAUAAGGCCGCGGACCACCAAAAUCCAAGAACCGGUAACGGUAAGCCAGGCGUAUAUUACAGGAUCCACGGACAAUGCCACGAUCACCGAAAUUCAAGAGGUAGUUGAUCAACAAAGGAGGGCGAUUAAAAGAGAAAUGGAAAAUUAUGAAUAUCCAAAUGGAAAAUAUGGGAUAAAUGUGAGUAAACUUGAAGAUUUAGUGAUGGAGAAGGGUGGUAGACCUAUGAGAAGCAUAAUUUUGACGAGUUGGAGAAGUGGCAGCACGUUCCUCGGUGAUGUGGUAAACGCGCAUCCGGCCAAUUUUUAUCAUUACGAACCGUUACUUGACUAUGGAAUUGUACAAAUCCGAGGGUCGCCACUCGCCGAAGAAUCCUUGACAAGGAUACUCUCUUUGUUGAAUUGUGAAUACAAGGAACUCGAUCGGUACCUGGAUUAUGGGAAGACUCAUCAUUGGGUAUUUAAUCAUAAUACGCAUUUAUGGCGGCAAUGCCAAGCACAUAAACGCAUUUGCUGGGAUCCGCGUUUCGUUUCCAAGUUUUGCCGACUCUUUCCGUUCCAAUCGAUGAAGCUUGUACGGUUGAGAUUGCACGCGGCAGAGAGUCUUUUGGCCGAAGAAGAUCUAGGUGUACGACUAGUUCUACUCAUUCGUGAUCCGAGAGGCAUUCUGCAAUCCAGAAAGCAUAGGGAAUGGUGUCCUGCUAAACCCGAUUGCUCCGAUCCAGCUCUGGUCUGCGGAGACAUGGUAUCGGACUUCAACACGGCAGUAGAACUGUCGAAAAAAUAUCCCCGUUCUUUCAGAGUAGUGCGUUACGAAGAUUUGUCUGUGGAUCCUUAUAAGCACGUACAGGAGCUUUACAAUUUUUACGGUUUGAACUUUCACGUAAACGUGAAGAAAUUCCUGGAUACGCACACGAAGAAUGAUGUGGGCGGUGUGUCAAGCACUUUCCGGAAUUCCAAGGUCGCGCCAUUUCACUGGAGGACCGACUUGGACUUCGAAGAGGUCCGUGAAAUACAGAAGGUAUGCGCGACCGCUAUGCAAUUGUGGGGAUACGUGAUGGCCUUAAAUUCCACUCACCAAAAAGACUUCGAUCCUAUCACAAAUUACCGACUCCAGUUGUGACAGCUGGCAAACGACAUGCUCAAUGUAGAUAUGAUGUAUAAUAUAUCGGUAUAACGAACGGCAGCGGUCAAAAGUGCCGUAGUUCAUAUAAAUAUUCUGCAAAAGGUGCUAGUGGUCCCUCAGGAAGAUAGCCAUGUAAUGGAAAUGAAUGUUGAUUCAUUCGACAGAAAAAUUUCGGAAUUUUUAGCUUUGGAACGCUAAAGUUUAUCGACAAGAAGUUUCUAUUUCUUUGAAAGGACAGAAACAAGAUAUGUUCGUAAUUUUAUAUCGUAUGAUUAACGAUCUAAACCACAGGGUGUUAGAAUAAAAAUCCUGAGAGCUUGACAUGCGACACAAAUUAUGUCUAACCAUAUCGACGCAAAUGCAAGUGCACUCAAAACAUCUAAAUAUUAUGAAUCUUUCAAGAGAGAG